CGCAUUACAGCGCGGUGCAAGUAAAUAUAGAACAAAACAUUUUGUAAUUUUUCAAGACUUGUUAUUAUUAAUUUAAGUGAAAGUGCGAUCACAGUGAAAAAUGCUCUAAAUAUAACAUUAACCACCAAAGACCAAUUUUAGAAAAAAAUAAUCUUAGGUAUUUUUAAUAUUUCUGUUUUAUAGAAAUCAAUCUAGUGUUCAAAUAAACUAUACUACCGACUUGACAGUACAAAAGAACCGUUCAGGAUGGUGCUAAAGUACUCAGCCAUGAAGUACUCGCCAGUGCUGGUGGUGCAGCUGAUCCUCAUGGUGCUAUUCUUCAUCUUCGUGAGGUAUGGGGAUGAGAAAGAAGCCCAUGUCAGAGGUUUCGAAGGCACCCACGUCAUGAUCUUCGUUGGUUUCGGAUUCCUGAUGACGUUCCUCAAAAAGUACUGCUACAGCGCUCUAGGGUUCAACUGGUUGCUGGCUGCCCUUGUCAUCCAGUGGGCGUUGCUGUGCCAGUCCUUCUUCACCAUGAAGGACAAUACCAUCUACAUUACUAAGAAGUCGUUACUUGAAGCAGAUAUAAUGUCGGCCACAGUGCUCAUAACAUUUGGGGCGUUGCUUGGCGUGGCGACUGGUCUGCAGUUACUUUUCAUAGCUAUCGUGGAGACGGUCAUUGCCUGUUUGAAUCUGUGGCUUGUGACCGAUGUGUUUAAGGCUGCAGACGUAGGAGGAUCUAUUGCCAUCCACACAUUCGGGGCGUACUUCGGCCUCGGCGUCAGCAUGGCCCUGAGGUACAGAAGAGAAGAUACCACCACACCAAUGAACAAUGGGAACCCUGCCCCAGUAGUCGAUCUUAACGGAGCUAGCUAUACUUCUGACGUCACUGCUAUGAUUGGGUCGAUUUUCCUAUGGAUCUAUUGGCCGUCGUUUAACUCUGGCCUGACGAACUCCGACGCUGAAUACCAGAGAGCUGUUAUCAACACUUACCUAUCCCUAGCUGCUGCUACUGUGACAGCCUUCGUAAUGUCAUCAGCAGUGAACAAGCAUCCCGGCAGGUUCGACAUGGUACACAUCCAGAACUCCACGUUAGCUGGCGGAGUCGCGGUGGGAUCUGUCUGCAACAUGCACAUAGGAGCGGGAGGCGCCAUGGCUAUUGGAAUCGGCUCAGGACUGUUGAGUGUUAUUGGCUACAGAUAUCUUACGCCCCGACUCACCAAAAUAGGUAUCCUGGACACAUGCGGCGUGAACAAUCUCCACGGAAUGCCCGGAGUAUUCUCUGGUCUUCUCUCAGUGCUAUUCGCUGGGCUUGCAUCAGCUCAAGACUACGGCACAGAACUUAGCAGUGUGUUUGAAGCUGUAGGACCGGACGGCAGAUCGGCCGGCAGCCAAGCUUUAUACCAGUUCAUAGCGCUGGCUGUUACAAUAGGAUUGUCAUUAGUCGGAGGAUUUGUUACUGGUUUGCUGUCAAAAAUGCCCGUGUUCGGGUCCCUUAAGGACGCAGAGAGAUACGACGACCAAAUCAAUUGGGAGUUACCUUAAUCGACCUAUUUUAAAAUUGCGCCUUUAUUUUCUCGAAAAACAAAAGGUGAAUUAAGAUGUUCAAUUUGCUGGAUAAUGAAGAGGAAAACAGGUUAAUGUAUACGAAAUAUAAGGAAUUAAUUUGAGAUUUGAACGUAUCUUAUUACGCUUGUAAUAGGAUAUUUUCGUAACGUUGUUUUGUAUAUUGUUUUUAUUAUCCAAAGAUCACGAAGUUCACUAAUUCGAUUUAUGUAAACUAUAGUUUAAAAUUACGUAAGUGAACAUUGAAAUGAUGAAUAUCUGUAUAAUUAAGUAUAUUAACUAUUUAUAUUACGAAUGAAAUAUUUUAUAGGUAAAUGUAUGUACAUUUAUAAUGUUUAUUUUUACACAACUCAUAUUUCUUUCAACCAUUAUCAUAAUUAAAAUGCCUAUUAUAUUGGUUCCGCUUGCAACGAUUUAUAUUUCGAAGUAUCGCAUUCGCGCUGGAGCGAUGUUGUUACAAUGAGGCUUUGCAGACCGCAAAUUACUGAAGAGCACUUAUUACUUUAUACCUAACUACAGAAUAUGUACAUAUGUAGAAUAUUACCUAGUCUAUAUAUUUAACGGGUAUGAUGUACAUUAACGGUUCGUUUCUUCAUUGACUGACAUUAAAGUUUAUAUUACUUUUGCCCUAAUUAUGACAGAUGUAUUAGCAGGUUUUAUAGCUUUUACUUUAGCUGCUACAUUUACUUUUACAGUCUUAUUGUUGUUUCAUCCGUGGUCAACUAAAGUUAACGGUCUUAUACUGGACGAGCGUGCGAUGCCUUUACCUCGCUGUGAAUUCACUUGCAAUUCGCCAGCCUUAACUUUACCUGACCACGGAUGUAACCACCCUGCCUUAGAAAAUAAUAUAUAAAGGAUGCGGCUUGUCUCAUUAUUCCUUUCUGUUAAAGUAUAAAAGCAUAUGAUUUUGCACACAUUUGUAAAAACUGUUUUAUUUGAUUUGUAUGUAUAAUUGUGUGUGUAAAAAAGUAUCUGUGUUGCACUUUAUAUAUAAUUGUUACAUUUAAAGUGACGAAAUUUGUUCAUUCGGAAUUGUUCUUGCUAGUUGGUAGCCAAUGAAUUUGUAUUUCGGAUAUGUGUUAUCGGUUUAGGAUACUCACAGACCGUGUCUAGUGUGAGGUCCACUAGUAAUGUACUUUUAAUGUCUAUUUAUUUAUUAUUAUCAAGGUAAACUUACAACUAAAAUUGACACUUUAAAUUUAUGAAGUUAAUAAAUGGCUAAUGACAAUUGUUCAUAUAUAGGUACUAGUACAAGUUUUAUCUUGAGGGGCUCCUUUUUCAACACUUAGCCCGUAGCAAGUCAGGCCUUUCUGCGUGUAGGUACUAGUACAUUUAAUAAAGGAACAGCUGAAAGUAAAGAACACAAAAUAAGACAUCUAGAGUUACAACAUACAUUAUGGAUAAAAAGAACUCUUUAAUGUUAAUAAGACUUGUAGUCAUGAUAAAGUCUUAAAUGUUCUUUUAUUUAUAAGACGUGUGACAUUAUGUUUCGAUGGUGCUGUAAUAGUAAAUAGAAGUAAUAAUAAUAAGCAUAUGGUACAUCCUUUCCAGGUAGUCUGUACAGUCAAUGAAGAUACUGACCGUAAAUUUCCUUUGAGAAUUAUUAAAUAUUUAAAAAAUAUUAUCAAGUGUAUCUCCCAAUUUGGAUAUUGUUAUUAUAACGAACAGAAUUACUAUUAAGUUAUUAUAAGUCAAAUAGUAUUACUAAUUAUCUGUUCAAUAUGUAGUGGCUCUCUAUUAAAGGUGCUAUUAGUUAUAAA
Messenger RNA from Manduca sexta (tobacco hornworm), 3305 nucleotides. RefSeq names its product ammonium transporter Rh type B-B (gene Rh50). The transcript has 10 exons. Gene Ontology annotation, biological process: ammonium transmembrane transport; ammonium homeostasis. The coding region runs from base 247 to 1524 and encodes 425 amino acids. NCBI's taxonomy places the organism in Eukaryota, Metazoa, Arthropoda, Insecta, Lepidoptera, Sphingidae. Gene Ontology annotation, molecular function: ammonium channel activity. Gene Ontology annotation, cellular component: plasma membrane. The record is from RefSeq and is a predicted model, not a curated record.